GGCUUGGGCGGCCAGCAGUCACUUUGGUCUCAACAUCGAGGCCCUCCGCACGGAACUGCUGCAGGUGCAGGCCAUGCUCGAACGAGCUGCCACCAAGGAGCUCGUCGGGCUGGCCACGGAGAAGCUGUUGCAGAAUCUGCAGAACUCGGCCCACAAUGCCGAGGACUUGCUGGAUGAGCUGGACUACUUUCGCAUCCACGACAAGCUCCACAAUACGUACGAGGCUGCCGACGAGCAUGGCAAGGGUUGUGUCUGCGACAUCAUCCUUAAUGCUCGCCACACUGCCAAAGCUCUUGGCAAACAGAUGGCAUCAGUGUGUGCGAAUUGCUUUGGUGCCAAUGCUAGCCAUCCCCGACAAGAAGAUGCAAGACAAAAUGUCAACUGUUGUACUUGGCAGCGUGGUAGGCAGAGGUCAAAAAUGUCAGCUGGCCAUUCCCCCUCAGCGCCAAACGCCAAUCCUGUUGAUCAGGGGGUCAGCGGAUGCAUGCCCAAGCUUGGUAAACUCUUCCAGGGCUCAUCUUCCCCGCAUCCACAUGUUAGUGGUGAUGAAAAUCGUGGCAAUGGGCAAGAAACACCAAUGCCUAAGUUUAAUAGGGUUGAUUUCUCUCGAAGGAUGAAGGAGACUGUAGAGCAACUGAAGCUUAGGAGUGAGGAGGUUAACAAGAUUCUGACACAUUGUGGACCUAGAACUGUCCUAGACAUUGCCCAGCGUCGUCCCGCCACCACACCUCAGAGUGCAGAGCCAAAACUGUAUGGCAGGGACCGUGUCAUAAAUAGCAUGAUACAUGAUAUUACCGAGGGUCAAUACUGUGACAUGGGUCUAACUGUGCUUCCGGUUAUUGGUCCGGGGGGCAUGGGAAAGACAACUCUGAUACAACACAUAUAUAACAACCAACAAGUACAGAAUCAUUUUCCAGUCAGGAUUUGGAUAUGUGUGUCGUUCAGUUUCAACCUGGGUAAGGUGUUAGAACAGAUUAAAGAAGAUACCCUUACGGUUGAAGGUGAAAAUGGGUGUAGUACAACACAAGAGCUGAUUGAACACAGAUUGAAACACAAAAGGUUCUUACUUGUAUUGGAUGAUAUAUGGCAGUUUACUGAUGUGGAUGACUGGAAAAAGCUAUUAUUGAUGCUCGGCAAGUCACAAGAAAAGGGUUCCAUGAUUCUGGUCACAACUCGGCAAAAAGAAAUAGCAGAUCAGGUUAAGAAAACUGUGGAGCCAAAAGAACUGAACGGUUUAGAACCUGGAGAGUUUAAGAAGUUAUUCCUUGUAUAUAUCUUUGAUGCUGAGCAAUAUCCAAGGGAUAAACUUCAUUUGCUUAACACUGGAGAUGAGAUAAUGGGAAAACUUAAGUGCUCCCCUCUUGCAGCAAAGACCGUUGGUAGAUUACUGAGUAAAGACCUUAGUUUGCUUCAUUGGAGAAGGGUCCUAAACAGUAAAGAAUGGGCGAAGCAGAUCGAUGACAAUGGAAUUAUGCCUGCAUUGAAGCUUAGCUAUGACUUUCUCCCUUUCCAUUUGCAACAGUGUUUUUUCUAUUCUGCAUUGUUUCCUGAAGAUUACUUUUUCAGAAGCGAAGAGCUCAUCAGCCUGUGGAUUGGUCUAGAUAUUUCAAUACCUGCUGGUCAAAAUCAAACACUUGAAGACAUAGGUUUGAGAAAUUUAAAGGAGUUAGUCAUUCAUGGAUUUUUUAGAGAAGAUGAAAGUGAUGGUGAUCUGUGUUAUGUUAUGCAUGACCUGCUGCAUGAUUUGGCAUUGCAGGUUGCAUCCCAUUAUUGUCUCAGUUUACGUCUCUCUGAUGUUGGAUCAAUGGAAAUUCAGCCAUCCAUCCGUCACUUGUCUAUAAGCACAGAUGACUUGGGUGAAUAUGAUGCAAUGUCUGCUGAAAAAUUGAAGAGUGAAUUGGAAGAACUGAAGAAAAGAUUUACGGUUGAAGAUUUGCAAACAUUGAUGUUAUUCGGAGAAAUGGAUGAAGGUUUUGUCAAGAUAUUUGGUGAUUUUUUGGGGGAAGUGAGUUCUCUUCGUGUUCUUCAUUUGCCCAACAUGUUUUGUCCGGUGGAGUCCAUGUUACAUAACUUUUUAGGACUUAUCCACCUACAAUAUCUAUGUCUAGGGACAAAUGAGAGUGAGAUGCAUUUACCACUUGGCAUCUCCAAAUUUUAUCAUUUAAGGAUCCUAAAUCUUGAAAAGUGGCAUGGCAGUCGUGAUUUGCCCGAAGACAUGUGCAACCUUGCCAAAUUGUGCCAUUUUUAUGUCCCAAGUGAUGCUCAAUUUCAUUCUGAUAUUUAUAAUGUGGGAAAACUUAAACAUUUAGAAGAGUUGAAGCUAUUUCAAGUCAAUAAAAAAAGUGAAGGGUUUGAACCAAAGCAAUUAAAGAACUUGACCAAGCUGAGGGAGCUUGGCAUCUACAACCUUGAGAAAAUACACACAGAAGAAGAAGCAGCUCAAGCAAAACUGAUAGAGAAAAACUACCUGAGAAGGUUAACAUUGUGCUGGGAUAGUGAGCGAUCUAGUGUUGAGCCUAGCGUGGAAGCAGCGGUUCUUGAGAUCCUUCAGCCACAUGGAGAUCUUCAGGUGUUGUGCAUUAGAGGGCAUGGAGGUCCGUCUUGUCCAACAUGGCUGGGUGAUGAGUUUGCUGUUGAGGCUCUACAAUCUCUUUAUCUGGAUGGUGUUUCUUGGGAAGUUUUCCCUUCAUUAGGGAAGGCGUGGGAUCUUCAUGAAUUAAGGUUGGAGAAUAUUGCCAGACUGAAGGAUUUUAUCGUAGAGAAAAGCUUUUGCAGGCUAAUAAAGCUUACACUCAUUGGCCUAGGAAGUUUUGAAAAAUGGGUUUACACAGGCGAACAAGAGUCUUCUGUUGAUGGAGACUUGUUGCCACCGGAUGCUCAUAUGUUCCCACUUUUGCAAGUGCUUAUUAUUAGGAAGUGUCCGAAACUGUUGGGGUUUCCUUUCCCAAACCACAUUGUUUCCCCAGAUUGGUUCCCCAAGCUACAAGAGCUUGAGGUAACCGGCUGUCCAGAAUUCUCGUUAGUGAUUCUCAUCUCCUGGAUUGAAAGUCUGCGUCAUGUCAUGAUGCAAAAUGUAAAGCUACUAGCGUCUUUUUGGCACAGAAAAUCAUCCAAUGGAGCAGAAUUGGAGAUUACUGGAAAGGCUGAUUUGCAUAGCAUAGACCAAGUGUUAGUUUUUGAUAAAGAAACUGGUCUAGAGAAGCUGACACUCGAGAGGUGCCCACCUCUGGAGUUGAAGCACCUUCUGAUGCUAACCUCGCUGAAGACACUGAUUGUAGUUGAUUCAGAUUGGCUGGUUGGGCCACUAGGAGGAGGUCAGAGUGAUGUGGAAUGGCAGCUCCCUGUUGAGCAUAUCUGGAUCUCGGACUUAAAUGGUAAUGUUGGGGAGGAAUUGACAGAGCUCCUCCCUCACCUCCCAAAGCUCUCCAAAUUGGAAAUGUGGACAUGUAAAAAUAUAAAAAAGCUGGUAGUGGGGGUGGAUGUGCAACAAACAACAUUAGAAGCAUCAGAUAUGGGGGGAGGUGAAAUAACAGCAGCAGCAGAGGAAGAGGAUGAUGGGGUGCUGCUCUUCCCACCUCAUCUCUGUGACUCACUACGGGAAUUGGAGUUCCGAGGCUGCCAAGAGCUGGUCCUGGUGGACCCGCCAACUCUUGUUCCUGGAGGAGGAGGGCUCCAAGCGUUGCGAUCCCUCCAGAGAUUAGCAAUACAGUCGUCCCCAAAGUUUUUAUCCACCUUCUCCUUUUCCUGUCACAUUUUCCCUUCCUCCCUGCAGUCUCUGGAGCUUUGGGGUGUGCAAGGCAUGGGGACACUGGAGCCCCUCUCAAACCUCUCUGGUCUCACCAGAUUAAUAUUGAGAGGUUGUGGAGAGGAUCUGAAACGUCAGGUCUUGCUGUCUCUCCUUACCACCGGGGGCCAGCUCAAAGAAUUAAGAGUCAUGGGCAGCCCUAGAUUCUUUGUUGAUUGGGAUCCCAAUCCUAGACGGGCUUUGGAGGUUGCUGAGGGAGGUGAAGAGCAGCAGACACAGCUUGUUUCAUCCACACUGCAGGAGCUCUCGACAGAUGACAUAGCAGGACUCCUUGCUGCACCCGUCUGCAGAUUCCUCUCUUCCUCCGUCACCAAGCUGGCACUUUAUGGGUAUGGCUCUGAUGGGAUGGAGCGGUUCAGCAGGGAGCAAGAGGACGCCCUUCAGCUCCUCUCCUCCCUCCAGGAACUAGAGUUUUGGUGUUUCAAGGACCUUCAACAACUCCCUGCAGGGCUGCGUAACCUUACCAGCCUCAAGUUAUUAUCAGUCAAGUGCUGUCCAGCCAUCUCGUCAUUGCCCAAUGAUGCCCUCCCGGAUUCACUGGAAAAUCUAGAUGUCUAUAAAUGCAGCGAGGAGCUAAAACAGUACUGCAGGGGGUUGGAGGGAACCAUCCCAAAAAUCAUAACAAACUGA
Hordeum vulgare subsp. vulgare (domesticated barley) is the source of this 4435-nucleotide messenger RNA. Its product is annotated as putative disease resistance protein RGA4. The coding region runs from base 74 to 4435 and encodes 1453 amino acids. NCBI's taxonomy places the organism in Eukaryota, Viridiplantae, Streptophyta, Magnoliopsida, Poales, Poaceae. Gene Ontology annotation, molecular function: ADP binding. The record is from RefSeq and is a predicted model, not a curated record. Gene Ontology annotation, biological process: defense response to other organism. The transcript has a single exon.